CCCUCAGAUUGAUCAGCUUCCCUCUCCUUUACCCGCCUAAACCCCUACCGUCCACCACGCACUUCCAUUGCUUUCCUUGAGAGAGAGACAGAAUAUAUAUAUAUUCAUUCGUAUAUAUAGAGGGAGCAGAGGAGAUUCUAGAUCAUCUCAUCUCUAAUGGACGGGAACACUGCUGACUCUUCCAACGACGGCGAAUCGAUGCUGACUAUGUCGGCUUCGUUCGAGUCUUCCCGGAAGAAGCGGCUGGCUCCGACGACGCCGACGACAUCACCAAACCAAUCCAGUCAGGGUUGGGCUCACACGUCUCGAGAACCAUCUCCAAGAUCUAGGUAGUGGUAACAAUGAUGAUUGUUAAUGGGUAGCAGAACAAGGCUGAAGGCUGGUGCAGAAGAUCAAUCUAGUGUUUCAGCUUUGAUGCAGAGCUUCUUUCUUCAGAUGCAGGUUUGACAUUCCAAACUCUGUUUCCCAGCAACCAAAUUCAAGUAGUUCAAUAGGAGGCUCCUAUUCCCAUUUGGCAUAUCAGUAAGAUAUCCAGUCCCUUGUUUCCUUCAAUAUGGAUUUAGCUGCUACUAAUGCGGGGCGUCAGGCAUCACAACAGCAAACAAUGCAACAGCCAAACAUAGGUUCUGGUUCUACCAGUCAUCGCAAUAACGCUGGGCGCUCAAAUACAGCAGAUGCAUUAAGGAGGCUUGCGCAGAAUCGUGAAGCUGCUAGAAGAAGUCGAUUGAGGAAAAAGGCCUAUGUAAAACAUCUGGAGAAUAGUCAACAGAGGUUGAUCGAGCUUGAGCAGCAACAAGCCCACCGACAGGGGAUAUUUAUUUCAAGCCGUGGAGAUCUGUCCCAUGUAGUGAGUGGAAAUGGUACCUUGCCCUUUGAUUUUGAAUAUGCCCUGUGGUUGGACGAGCACAAUAGGCAGAUAAAUGUGCUUAGAACAGCAAUUAAUUCACAGGCUGGUGACACUGAAGUUCAGACUAUGGUGGACAAGGUCAUUGCCCAUUUUGAAGAUGUUUUCAAGCUGAAGGGCAAUGCUGCAAAAGCCGAUGUCUUUCACAUCUUGUCAGGAAUGUGGCAAACCCCUGCAGAGCGGUGUUUUAUGUGGAUUGGUGGCUUCCGCUCAUCUGAAAUUCUGAAGCUCGUGAAGAAUCAAGUAGAGCCUUUGACUGAACAACAGGUAAUGGGAAUCUACAACUUGCAGCAAUAUGCGCGACGGGCUGAAGAUGCUCUCUCUCAGGAGAUGGAAGCAUUCCUGCAAACUGUGGCAGAGACACUGAUGAAUGGUUAUGCUGGUUUAUCGGGGUCAUCAGAAAAUAUGGCUAAUUACAUGGGUCAAAUGGCGAUGGCCAUGGGAAAGUUAGGAACACUUCAUGGUUAUGUCCGCCAGGCUGAUGGUGUGCGCCAGCAGGCACUGCAACGCUUGCACCGGCUACUGACGGCCAGACAAUCAGCUCGUGCGCUUUUCGCUAUGAAUGACUAUUUCAACCGUCUUCGAGCCCUUAGUUCUCUUUGGCUUGCCCGGCCUCGAGGGUGAUCAACCGAUGCAUCCCUGUUUAUGCUACCAUCCUGGUUAGCACUCAAAAUGAACUCCAACUUUCAGUUGAAUCCUGGACCAAACUCUAUAAUCCCGCCAAGAGGGUGCCAUCGAGCACCCAUUGGUAUCUGGGGAUACUGUUUUUAAGACAUUUUGGUUGCUUGAUAUCAGUUACUGUCAAUCUGGUGUGUGGAUUGUGCAGGGAUCUACCUGCCUUUUGUCCCUGUUGUUAACAGGUGGUAUGGUUUGUUGUUUGCGAGAGUGACAAUGACGAUGUGUGUGUACUGUGUGAGGAUCUGGCUUUUGUGAACUGAUGGGUGUGGUUUGCUGUUUGUGAGAGACAACAAUAAUAUAUAUAUGUGUGUAUUGUGUGAA
Messenger RNA from Diospyros lotus (date-plum), 1903 nucleotides. Its product is annotated as transcription factor TGA2.3-like. NCBI's taxonomy places the organism in Eukaryota, Viridiplantae, Streptophyta, Magnoliopsida, Ericales, Ebenaceae. The record is from RefSeq and is a predicted model, not a curated record. Gene Ontology annotation, biological process: regulation of DNA-templated transcription; DNA-templated transcription. Bases 554 to 1528 code for a protein of 324 amino acids. Gene Ontology annotation, molecular function: DNA-binding transcription factor activity; sequence-specific DNA binding. The transcript is spliced from 10 exons.